Messenger RNA from Alosa alosa (allis shad), 2817 nucleotides. RefSeq lists its product as uncharacterized. The transcript is spliced from 2 exons. The record is from RefSeq and is a predicted model, not a curated record. Bases 1762 to 2571 code for a protein of 269 amino acids. Lineage: Eukaryota; Metazoa; Chordata; Actinopteri; Clupeiformes; Clupeidae.
GGGGGGGUAAGGGAUAGUAUUUCAUGGGGAGCGCAAAGUAGGAUUCACUCAUCACAGACCAUCAUAACAACCAGAAGCAGACUUGUAGGCCUACAGGCUUGAACGAUGGAUAGAGAAGUAGUCCGAGAGGGUCUUGCUGCAGUCCUUGGAGUCCCAAUCACUCAUCAAUGCAGAUGCAGGUGUUCUAACUGUGUUCUAACUGUGGAGAAUUUUCUGUCUACGGCUUGGUUUGAUGAUGAUGAGUUGCUGAAAUCCAUACCCAUCUCAGACCUGCUGAAUUUCUUCAAGAUAUUUAGUAUCACUGAAUCUCCAGCAACUCCAAAGUGUUUACAUACCCAUUUAACAGAGCUGUCUAUCGACGAAAAGGAAUUCUUUGACCCUAAAUAUGAUUAUGACUUCACUAACACAACUGAUUCAUCAGCAUGUAAGCGGGGUGACGAGCCAUACAAGCGUCCCUGUGGGUGGAACCGGAUCGCCCUGAAGGUCAAAGGUAAAUACGAAGAUGACGUCUGGCUGGGCCCAGAUGGCUGGAGAAGCAGUUCGGCACCAGGAGAGUGGCCCGUUUGUUUUCACGGUACCACCAUCGACGGUGCCAAGGGCAUCAUCCAGUCAGGGUACAAGACAGGACCUCGUGAAGCAUAUGGGAGAGGAAUCUACUCAACCCCUGACAUCGAUGUAGCUGUAAGAGAUGGAUAUGCCAAGACCUUCACAUCAAAGAAGACUGGAAAGACCUACAAGAUUGUGUUGCAGAACAGGAUCAAUCCCGAACACAGGAAAAUCUGUGUUAAGGAGAACUACUGGUUGGUUCCUGUCCCGGGGGGAACAUCUGCUGAGAGAGAGAGGGAGAUUGUGAACAGUGCUAUCCGUCCGUAUGGUCUCUUGCUCAAAGAAAUUUAGAGAUUCUGCCUUCUGUUAACUGAGGACAGGGAGGAGUGCUUGCUUGCGUGUAUGCAUGUAUACUUUGUACUCUUACAGUUAAUUACAGUUUUGUAGAUACACAUUUCUUCAGAUACAGAAUGACUUAUUCUGUUAUUUAAAGUCUAUUACUCUGGUAAAAAACAGAUACUUCCUUUGACUUCUACAUUUUCUCUCUCCUGGGGAAUAGCAGCACAAACAUGAUAGGAUAAAAGGGGAGGCUUAAUAAUUGUAAUUGUUAUAAUUAUAAAUAAUACUUGUAACAUCCUUGGAUUGUUGGAUGGAUUAUUUUGACAGCAUUCCCUAUACGGAAUUAAUGGACGAGGCGUUAAAAUGCAAGGGUUAAAAUGUAUGCAUAUGCUAAUGUUAAAAUAUCUGCAAAGAGAACGCAAUAGAGUAUAUGCUAUUUUAAUUUGGUCUUAAAGCUGUCAGUUGUUGGGGCACUUUUGAUUUGGUUUGGCAGUUGGUUCCACAAUCUAACCGCAUAGUAACUUAAAGCAGUUUCACUACAUUUGUUUCUGAUUUGUUUGUAUGUGUGGCCAGUAAAAGAUUCUCUUGGGGGGGAGGGGUGGAGUGCAAAACUGGAACAUGAACUAAAUUGUCAGGCCCAGUUCCAUGCAGUGAAAGCGAAAGGAAGGAAGGCACUGGGGUUUUCUUAGUAAGGGAUGGCAUUUCCUGUAAAUCAUGUUGAGACCAGAGUGUGACCCAACAUGUAAACAGACACACCCAGGUAGGCCUACAUUUUAACUGAAAGUAUAGUCAGUGACUAUUGUUCACUUCCAGACUUCAAGGUAAUUUAGCAGUGAGCAUUCCACCUGUAAUCAUAUUCUCUGACUGACUUGAACGAUGGAUAGAGAAGUAGUCCUAGAGGGUCUUUCUGCAGUCCUUGGAGUCUCAAUCAGGCUUCUAUCUGAUGGUGACUCUGGAAAUGCAGAUGUUCUGACUGUGGAGAAAUUUCUGGCUGCGGCUUGGUUUGGAUAUGAUAUGUUGAAAUGCCUAGACCCCGUCUCAGCCCUGGCGAAGUACUUCGCAUCCUUUUUUAUUGCUGACACUCCAGGAGGAGAACAAAGUGGAGCGGAAGAGGAGAGUGCCAACUCAGCUCUCCGGAAGGAGCUGUUUAUCAACGAAAAGGAAUUCUUUGACCCUAAAUAUGAUUAUGACUUCACUAACACAACUGAUUCAUCAGCAUGUAAGCGGGGUGACGAGCCAUACAAGCGUCCCUGUGGGUGGAACCGGAUCGCCCUAAAGGUCAAAGGUAAAUACGAAGAUGACGUCUGGCUGGGCCCAGAUGGCUGGAGAAGCAGUUCGGCACCAGGAGAGUGGCCCGUUUCCUUUCACGGGACCACCAUCGACGGAGCUAAGGGCAUCAUCCAGUCAGGGUACAAGACAGGACCUCGUGAAGCAUAUGGGAGAGGAAUCUACUCAACCCCUGACAUCGAUGUAGCUGAAAGAGAUGGAUAUGCCAAGACCUUCACAUCAAAGAACACUGGAAAGACCUACAAGAUUGUGUUGCAGAACAGGGUCAAUCCCGAACACAGGAAAAUCUGUGUUAAGGAGAACUACUGGUUGGUUCCUGUCCCGGGGGGAACAUCUGCUGAGAGAGAGAGGGAGAUUGUGAACAGUGCUAUCCGUCCGUAUGGUCUCUUGCUCAAAUAAAUUGAGUAAGAAAUUGUGCUCCCCCUUACCUCACUAAAAUAUUUUCUGGAGUUAGAUCAAUGUAUCUAUGCUUUAGUUAUUGAUUUCAACUCCUGUACCUCUGCUGUAAUUCUAUGGGGUAUUGUGUAAUAUUUUCCAUUGGUAAAAUUUGAGUUUUAUGUGACAGUGAUAUUGUUUUAAACUGUGACUUGCAUGUAAGAUACUUGAUCAAAACAUGUGCAUUAAAUUGGACACAUGGUGGAUUAA